Dimorphilus gyrociliatus is the source of this 973-nucleotide messenger RNA. Lineage: Eukaryota; Metazoa; Annelida; Polychaeta; Dinophilidae. The record is from the annotation of a GenBank genome assembly.
AAGAAAGUGACCGUUCAGUUUGAAGAGGCUAUGUAUGCAGUAUCUGGAAAGGUAGGGGCUAGCAGAAAAUGUCCUCAAAGGUUAGGCAGAGACAAGAGCUAGGUUAAAGUUAGGGUUAAACAAUGCAUUUGGGGAUGCUUUCUGUCUUAUCCAGAAAGAUCAAAUUAAUUUGACAUCUACAACCCCUCCAAAGAAAACAAUUUGUCAGAAAGGAGAAUUUCUAGGGGAUGGAUGUUAUAGUAUACAAAAAGACAAGAAAACCUGGAAAGAAUCUUUAAAUUCCUGUAAAAAUCAGGAAAUGAAUUUGGCUUCUGUUCAUUCUAUGUCAUUAAAUGAAGGACUACAUUAUCACAUUUGGAUUGGAAUUGGUUUUACAAUUUGGGAUGUAUAUCCUGGAGAUGAAGAUCACUGUGUGGCUCUUUCACCAAAUGGAAAAUGGAAAGGCUUUCCUUGUAGCACAAAGCUUGAAAGUAUAUGUAAAAUACAAGCUGGCAUUCCACUGACAACCUCUUCUGUUCAUGGACUUUGCCCUAAUAGUGAAAAGUGGAUCAGUCAUGGCAGUUAUUGCUAUCUGUUUGAUGAACACAAAACCAACUCAUUUAAAGAAGCACUUCAUGGAUGUAUUCGAAAAGGCUGGAGCAAAAGCAGACUGGUCAGUAUUAAGGACCUUUCAGAACAAGUUUGGCUAGCUAUGAUGGCUAAAAGAUAUCCAAAUACUGUUAGUUUGAAGAUUGGUCUAUUUUGGAAAGACUAUGGCUGUCCAUAUAACUGGAUGGAUAACACUCCUCUAACAUUUCAAUUUUGGAGCAGGACUGGUCAUAAACAGGGCAAAUGUGUUGUGCUUUAUAAUGGUGGGCAUCAAGAAACAUCUGGCUCCUGGAGGAGACGCUUGUGUAGUGAUAGCCAUUCAACAUCAGGUUACAUAUGCAAAGUUCCAAAACUGCCUUAUCCAACAACUCCUAGCCCAGAAUGA